CAGAACAGAACAGAAAGAAAUAAGACUAAAAGCCCCCUCUAUAUUAUUAUUUUCCAAUCAAUCCAAGUACUCUCCAAUCUCUUUCAUCAUAAACAAAGAUUCUUCUCUAUUCUCCAACUCUUUUGCUUCUUCCAAAGUGGCAUCAAAAACUAGAAGAAAAUGGGGUGUGGCAAUUUGUUCUUCACAGUCCUCAUAACCUUCUCAGUGGCACUCAUAACAUACAACAUCAUAAUCUCUGCCAAUGCCCCUCUCAAGCAGGACUUCCCAGGCCCCUCACGCCCCUCCAUCAAGGUGGAUCCCCUCAUCAAGAUGCCACUCCACAGAUCAUCAUCCUCGGAGAAAUCAAAAAAGAGGUUGUUUCACACUGCUGUCACUGCCUCUGAUUCUGUGUACAACACGUGGCAGUGCAGAGUGAUGUACUAUUGGUUCAAGAAGUUCAGGGAUGGAGGAGGAGACGAAUCCGGGAUGGGGGGUUUCACCCGGAUCCUGCACUCGGGGAAGCCUGACCAGUUCAUGGAUGAGAUCCCCACCUUUGUUGCUCAGCCUCUGCCUGCUGGGAUGGAUCAGGGUUACAUAGUCCUUAAUAGACCAUGGGCAUUUGUGCAGUGGCUUCAACAAGCAGAUAUUAAAGAAGAUUACAUAUUGAUGUCAGAGCCAGAUCAUAUAAUUGUCAAACCUAUACCCAACUUAGCCAGAGAUGGGCUAGGAGCUGCAUUUCCUUUCUUUUAUAUUGAGCCUAAGAAGUAUGAAACUGUGCUAAGGAAGUACUUCCCUGAGGAGAAGGGACCAAUAACCAAUAUUGAUCCAAUUGGGAAUUCACCUGUUAUUGUUGGAAAGGAAUUCCUCAAGAAGAUUGCUCCCACAUGGAUGAAUGUUUCCCUGGCAAUGAAGAAGGAUCCUGAAACUGAUAAAGCUUUUGGAUGGGUGCUUGAAAUGUAUGCUUACGCUGUUGCAUCUGCUCUUCAUGGUGUUCGUAACAUAUUAUACAAGGACUUCAUGAUUCAGCCUCCAUGGGAUCAAGAAAUUGGCAAGACAUACAUAAUUCACUACACUUAUGGCUGUGACUAUACAAUGAAGGGUGAGCUAACCUAUGGAAAGAUUGGAGAAUGGAGAUUUGAUAAAAGAUCUUAUGAUAAAGUUGCUCCCCCAAAGAAUCUGACAUUGCCACCACCCGGUGUUCCAGAAAGUGUGGUGACUCUCGUAAAAAUGGUGAAUGAAGCUACUGCAAAUAUUCCAAAUUGGUGGUCAUAGGGAAGGUUAAAGGUGUUGCAAAUUACGAUAGUUGGAGAAUGCGUUGGACCUAUGGCCAUUUUAAAUGGAAGGGCAUUGUACACGUCAUUGCUUAUGUAUUUAUGCAUUCUUCGAAUAUAGUUUGACCAGUGAGUGAGACAAACCUGUGGAAUUGAUAUCACUGGUGCUUCUACAAAAUGCUUUGGUUCAACUUGCUUCACCUUAAUUUUCAUUAAUCCUAAAGGUGUCUACUAA
Messenger RNA from Glycine soja, 1485 nucleotides. RefSeq names its product hydroxyproline O-arabinosyltransferase 1-like. Gene Ontology annotation, molecular function: glycosyltransferase activity. The record is from RefSeq and is a predicted model, not a curated record. The transcript is spliced from 8 exons. Bases 160 to 1251 code for a protein of 363 amino acids. Lineage: Eukaryota; Viridiplantae; Streptophyta; Magnoliopsida; Fabales; Fabaceae.